CUAGGUCUGAGCCAGCUCGUAUCAGGCUUCGGGUUCACCGCCCACCUACCCCCGACCGGAAAUUCAACCAUCGUUCUUAUGAACGGGAGAAAGGGAGAGAGGGCAAGAGUUGAACCAUCGACAGUCGGAGGAAAGUUCCAAUCCUCCUUCUCCAACCCUUCUCUUAUAUAAUUCCGUUUGGUGUUGAGCUAAGGAAGAGGAAGAAAGGUAGGCAUAAAAGGGUAGCAUUUUCUGUAUCUCAAUCGGCGAGGGAUCCAAGAUCAUCUUGAAGGUUGAAGAUGGCGGCCCUCACAAGGAUUGGUCUAGCUGGUCUUGCUGUCAUGGGCCAGAACCUCGCUCUCAACAUUGCCGAGAAAGGUUUCCCCAUCUCCGUCUACAACCGAACUACCUCCAAGGUUGACGAGACUAUCGAACGUGCCAAGCUGGAAGGAAAUCUCCCUGUUUAUGGCUUCCAUCAUCCCCAAUCCUUCAUCAAUUCAAUUCAAAAGCCACGAGUUGUCAUUAUGCUCGUGAAAGCCGGUGCACCCGUAGAUCAAACCAUUGCAACGCUUUCCACAUACUUGGAGGCUGGCGAUUGUAUAAUAGACGGGGGCAACGAAUGGUAUGAAAACACAGAACGGAGAGAGAAAGCCAUGAAUGAGCGUGGCCUCCUUUAUCUAGGAAUGGGAGUUUCUGGCGGAGAAGAGGGUGCUCGACACGGGCCAUCCUUGAUGCCUGGAGGUUCGUUUGAGGCGUACAAAAAUAUAGAAGACAUACUUCUCAAGGUGGCCGCUCAAGUUCCGGAUAGCGGACCUUGUGUGACUUACAUUGGCACGGGAGGCUCAGGCAAUUUUGUGAAGAUGAUUCAUAAUGGGAUCGAAUAUGGUGACAUGCAGCUCAUUGCCGAAGCUUACGAUGUGCUCAAGUCUGUCGGCAAGCUCUCAAAUGACGAGUUGCAGCACGUUUUCACUGAAUGGAACAAAGGAGAGCUUCUUAGCUUCCUGAUCGAGAUCACGGCUGACAUUUUUGGAAUCAAAGAUGACAAGGACGACGGAUACUUGGUCGACAAAGUCCUCGACAAAACUGGAAUGAAGGGCACCGGUAAAUGGACGGUUCAACAAGCAGCAGAUCUAUCCGUGGCUGCUCCGACCAUCGAGGCAUCCUUGGAUUCAAGGUUCUUGAGUGGGCUGAAGGAAGAAAGAGUUGAGGCUUCCAAGGUGUUCAAAUCUGGUGGUUUUGAUGACAUCUUAAGCAGCCAGGCUGUAGACAAGGCGAGGCUAAUUGAUGAUGUCAGGCAAGCACUUUAUGCUUCAAAGAUCUGUAGCUACGCGCAGGGAAUGAACUUGCUCAGAGCGAAAAGUAUCGAGAAGGGAUGGAAUCUCAAGCUCGGCGAGCUUGCACGCAUUUGGAAAGGCGGUUGCAUCAUUCGUGCCAUCUUCUUGGAUAGGAUCAAGAAGGCAUAUGACAGGAAUCCUGAUCUGGCGAAUCUUCUCGUCGAUCCUGAUUUUGCCAAGGAGAUGAUUGAACGGCAGGCGGCAUGGCGGCGGGUUAUCUGUCUUGCAGUUAAUGCCGGCAUCACAACUCCCGGUAUGUCGGCGAGCUUGGCAUAUUUUGACACUUACAGGAGGGAGAGGCUGCCUGCCAAUCUGGUGCAAGCUCAGAGUGACUACUUUGGAGCCCACACCGAGUGGUUUAAGAUUGCGAGCGAUACAGUUGCCAUUAGAGCUAGCUGGGAAGACAACGACGGGAUCGUUCUUAUAGAAACAAGGUUUGCAAAGUCCACCGAAACUCCCAUCUUUCUCAUCCUUCGGCUCCGCUCCUACCAGAAACCAUUGAGGAAGUUAAGCUUGUUUGCGCCAUUCUUCCUUUUCGCGCGUCCCGGAUUUUUCGUGAGUCGGCGUCAUUUUGGGAUUUACGCGAGCUCUGGUUUUACGGAGGCAUUUUUUGCGAAUUGCCCCGUAGCGGUGGAAGAAAAGUUUGGAGUAAAUGCUCGGCGAAAUGAUGCGCCUCCAAGCAUGGCUUUACGAUUUUCUCCUCUGGUUAUACAAACUCGAAAGCCUCCGCUAUUGUCUCUCCCCAAGAAAAAAUUAACAUUUUGCUGUUUUAUGGCCACUCCAACCUCUGAAUCCUCGACGAAGUUAAAGAUGGCGGCCCUCACAAGAAUUGGCCUAGCUGGUCUUGCUGUCAUGGGCCAGAACCUCGCUCUCAACAUUGCCGAGAAAGGUUUCCCCAUCUCUGUCUACAACCGAACUACGUCCAAGGUUGACGAGACUAUCGAACGUGCCAAGCUCGAAGGAGAUCUCCCCGUUUAUGGCUUCCAUCAACCCCAAUCCUUCAUCAAUUCAAUUCAAAAGCCACGAGUUGUCAUUAUGCUCGUGAAGGCCGGUGCACCUGUCGAUCAAACUAUUGCGACACUUUCAACAUACUUGGAGGCUGGGGAUUGUAUAAUUGAUGGGGGCAAUGAAUGGUAUGAAAACACUGAACGGAGAGAGAAAGACAUGAAAGAACACGGCCUCCUUUAUCUAGGAAUGGGAGUUUCCGGUGGUGAAGAGGGUGCUAGACACGGGCCAUCCCUGAUGCCCGGAGGUUCGUUUGAGGCAUACAAAAAUAUAGAAGACAUUCUUCUCAAGGUGGCUGCUCAAGUUCUGGAUAGUGGACCUUGUGUGACUUACAUCGGCACAGGAGGUUCAGGCAAUUUUGUGAAGAUGAUUCAUAAUGGGAUCGAAUAUGGCGACAUGCAGCUCAUUGCCGAAGCUUACGAUGUGCUGAGGAGUGUCGGCAAGCUCUCGAACGACGAGUUGCAGCACGUUUUUACUGAAUGGAACAAAGGAGAGCUUCUUAGUUUCCUGAUUGAGAUUACGGCUGACAUAUUUGGGAUCAAAGAUGACAAGGGCCACGGCUAUCUGGUCGACAAAGUCCUUGACAAAACUGGAAUGAAAGGCACCGGUAAAUGGACGGUUCAACAAGCAGCAGAUCUAUCCGUGGCUGCUCCGACCAUCGAGGCAUCCUUGGAUUCAAGAUUCUUGAGUGGGCUGAAGGAAGAAAGAGUUGAGGCUUCCAAGGUGUUCAGUUCUGGUGGAUUUGAUGACAUCUUAAGCAGCCAGCCUGUAGACAAGGCGAGGCUAAUUGAUGAUGUCAGGCAAGCACUUUAUGCUUCAAAGAUCUGUAGCUACGCGCAGGGAAUGAACUUGCUCAGAGCGAAAAGUAUCGAGAAGGGAUGGAAUCUCAAGCUCGGCGAGCUUGCACGCAUUUGGAAAGGCGGUUGCAUCAUUCGUGCCAUCUUCUUGGAUAGGAUCAAGAAGGCAUAUGACAGGAAUCCUGAUCUGGCGAAUCUUCUCGUCGAUCCUGAUUUUGCCAAGGAGAUGAUUGAACGGCAGGCGGCAUGGCGGCGGGUUAUCUGUCUUGCAGUUAAUGCCGGCAUCACAACUCCCGGUAUGUCGGCGAGCUUGGCAUAUUUUGACACUUACAGGAGGGAGAGGCUGCCUGCCAAUCUGGUGCAAGGCUCAGCGUGACUACUUUGGAGCACACACGUACGAGAGGACUGACAUAAGCGGAUCUUUCCACACUGAGUGGUUUAAGAUUGCAAGGCAGUCGA
This is a messenger RNA of Phalaenopsis equestris, 3574 nucleotides long. RefSeq lists its product as uncharacterized. Gene Ontology annotation, biological process: pentose-phosphate shunt; pentose-phosphate shunt, oxidative branch. The record is from RefSeq and is a predicted model, not a curated record. Bases 279 to 3491 code for a protein of 1070 amino acids. Lineage: Eukaryota; Viridiplantae; Streptophyta; Magnoliopsida; Asparagales; Orchidaceae. Gene Ontology annotation, cellular component: cytosol. The transcript has 6 exons. Gene Ontology annotation, molecular function: NADP binding; phosphogluconate dehydrogenase (decarboxylating) activity.